UGUGCAAAAACAUUUCUGAACUUGAUGGCCCACAUCUCCAAGGAGCAGACAGUCCAGUACAUCCUGACUCUGAUUGAUGACACUCUGCAGGAGAACCAUCAGAGGGUGAACAUCUUUUUUGACUACGCUAAAAAGACCAAAAACACCGCCUGGUCCUACUUCCUUCCUAUGCUGAAUCGUCAGGACCUGUUUACUGUUCAUAUGGCGGCGAGGAUCAUCGCUAAGCUGGCUGCCUGGGGYCGUGAUCUGAUGGAGGGAAGUGAUCUGAACUACUACUUCAACUGGAUCAAAAGUCAGCUCAGUUCACAGAAUCUACAUGGUACACAAACAGGAGCAGGAACUAUUUCCCCCAGUGAAAGCUCUCAAUAUGUCCAGUGUGUGGCUGGGUGUCUUCAACUGAUGCUGAGGGUCAAUGAAUACAGGUUUGCCUGGGUGGAGGCUGAUGGAGUCAACUGUAUCACAGCAGUGCUGAGCAACAAGUGUGGCUUCCAGCUCCAGUACCAGAUGAUCUUCUGUAUAUGGCUCCUGGCCUUCAGUCCUCAGCUUUGUGAACAGUUGAGAUGCUACAAUGUGGUGCCAGCCCUGUCCGACAUCCUUCAGGAGUCAGUGAAGGAGAAGGUCACUCGAAUCAUCCUGGCUGCCUUCAGGAAUCUCCUGGAGAAGUCUGCAGAGAGAGAGACUCGCCAGGAAUACGCUCUGGCCAUGAUUCAGUGCAAGGUACUGAAGCAGCUGGAAAAUCUGGAGCAGCAGAAGUACGACGAUGAGGACAUCACUGACGACAUUAAGUUCCUGCUGGAGAGGCUGGGYGAGAGUGUCCAGGAUCUCAGCUCAUUUGAUGAGUACAGCUCUGAGCUGAAAUCUGGCCGCCUAGAAUGGAGUCCUGUGCACAAGUCAGAGAAGUUCUGGCGUGAAAACGCCGUUCGCCUGAAUGAGAAGAACUACGAGCUCCUCAAGAUCUUGACGAGGCUUUUAGAAGUUUCCGAUGAUCCUCAGGUUAUUGCAGUGGCAGCUCAUGAUGUUGGAGAAUAUGUCCGACAUUAUCCACGGGGUAAACGGGUGAUUGAGCAGCUGGGUGGAAAACAGCUGGUGAUGAAUCAUAUGCACCACGAGGACCAACUCGUCCGCUACAACGCCYUGUUGGCUGUGCAGAAGCUGAUGGUCCACAACUGGGAGUAUCUGGGAAGACAGCUGCAGUCCACUGACCAGCAGCAGGCUCCAGCUGUGGCCGCUCGAAGCUGAACGUGUGUUUGUGUGUCAUUGUGUGGAUGAGUUUGGAGCUGUGCUGCAAUCAGCUCCUGUGUUUGUGUCGUAACUUGAAAAAUCAAACGUUGUGCUCUCCUCCKUCAGCGGCAAGCCCUCCCCCACCCAAAUGAUACUGAUGUGACCUGAUUUAACUGUUGUGUUUCGUGUCGUGACCUCAGCUUUAGUGAUGUUUGGUGAUUAAAGUCGCACUUUAUGUUGGUGAAAAUGUACAAAGCUGCAGAAUAUUUAAGUCUGACUUGUAAAACSUUGUAUGAAUUCCAAUAAAGAUGUUUAAAGUGGC
Molecule: messenger RNA, 1543 nt
Organism: Austrofundulus limnaeus
Lineage: Eukaryota; Metazoa; Chordata; Actinopteri; Cyprinodontiformes; Rivulidae
Gene: atp6v1h
Product: ATPase H+ transporting V1 subunit H
Biological process (GO): proton transmembrane transport
Cellular component (GO): lysosomal membrane; vacuolar proton-transporting V-type ATPase, V1 domain
Molecular function (GO): proton-transporting ATPase activity, rotational mechanism
Source: RefSeq, a predicted model, not a curated record